AUGUUCAUCUGUGUACUAGUUCUGUUCGCGAUCAAUGCAAAUGCUCAAGUAUGUAAUGGUCCAUUAGGAAUGAUUAGCGGGGAAAUACGCGAUUGGCAAAUAACAGCAUCAUCAACUUAUCCGGAUUAUGAUUGUCAUGAGAAAAAUGCACGAGUGUAUCAAGCACUUGAUCGAGCUUGGUGUGCUCGACAUAAAUCCGAUUCAGAAUGGCUACAAAUCGAUCUGGGAAUACCGGCGAAAAUAUCAGGUGUAUUAACACAAGGUCGAGCAAAUAAGGAUGAAUAUGUCACAUCAUUUAUGAUUUCAUACAGCACUGAUGCGUAUCGUUGGCAAUACUUGGUCGACCAGUAUGGAAAUCAAAAGAUCUUUUCGGCAAAUACAGAUUCGUAUUCAGUGCAUAACAACUACUUUGAUGAACCAAUUCUCACUCGUUUCAUUAAAUUUCAUCCAAUGGAGUGGUACUCACAUCCGUCAUUACGUGUAGAAAUUAUUGGUUGUCAAGAAUGUAAGCAAUAUUUGGGCUUACCACCUUAUGGAAAAGUCACCGCAUCAACUACAUGGCCCGCUCGCCGACGAGCGACAUGCCAAGCAGAAGAUGGAUACCUACUUAGUAACAAAGGAUGGUGUUCAAAAAAGAAAUACAAAUACGAUCAAUGGCUAGAAUUUGACUUGGGACAUCCAUCAACAGUGACAUCAUUGAUAACAAAAGGCCGAGCUGAUACGAAUCAAGAACAAUGGGAAUUUGCCGGUAAUAACGAUCGUGACAGCGAACGUAUUCAUUUUCUUAACGAACUGUUCGUUGCUCGAUAUGUCCGAAUUCAUCCUACUGAUUGGCACAAUCAUGUUAGUAUGCGUGCAGCCAUUCUCGGGUGUCCACACCAGGGCGCUUGCUUCCCGGGUUAUUUUCGUGUUAAUAGUGAAGCACAGUGCGUGGAAAAUCUGGCUUAUGGGAAACGAACGUGGACAAAUGACCGAAAUCGUUAUCGUCGCAAGACUUCUCUUGAAGGAUUUCAAUUUCGUAGUACACGCGAAUCAAACGGUGAUCCUUCGUUGGCUGUAGAUGGCUUUGAAGAACCGCUAGACUGGGCAAAAUGUGCAACUAUUGACAAUUAUUUCGUGGAGAAGCCUGUAUGGAUGGUUGAUCUCGGACGAGCAACGAAUGUCGCUGGCGUUUUGGUCAGAACAUGGUAUGAUGGUCUAGAGUCCAAUGGAUCUUCAUCGAUGUAUCGAGAUUACUUAGUAAAUUUGAAUCAAUACAAUGUUUAUGUGGAUCAUUAUCCUCGUCGAUAUCGUUUUAAAAAUGCUAAUUUAUGUUCAUCUAUCAAACGUACCGAUCAAACACUGACAUCAUCAUCUCGUCUACACUUUCAAUGUCAACGUUCAUUACAUGGUCGUUUUGUUUACAUUGAAGCUGAUGGUGUUCGUAAUCGUUGGAAUAAAUUGUUUACUGCUGUACUUUGUGAAGUCUUUGUUUAUGAGCACUUGCUUAUUUUCAUAAUUAUCAAACAAUUGGCAUAUUUAUCAAAACCAUCGCUAUCGAACAAGGAUCGAGCCCAUCGCGAUAGACCAUUGUUUUCAUACCAGCAUACCACAAACGAUGUUACUGCACCGAUGCAAGAUGAACUUCUUCGAAUACAACUUCCUCACAUCAGACGUUCUCCAAAUAAACACUAUGAUGUUCGCUGGAAUCGAGUUGCCGAACGCGAGGUGCUGGCUUAUUUAACAAAGAAACAGCUUGCCAGCAUACAUCGAUAUCAAAACUCAUCCCCAACCUUUGAUAAUAUUAUCAAUAUCUGCCGAGCACGAUCAAUGUUCGUUCUGUAUCAGCAUGACGAUUUUCUUCCAUUCUCCAUCUAUCCAGCAUAUAUCGAUAAUUCCAGUACGAACGUCAGCAGAGCAAUACGUGAACGAUUCCGACAACGGCGUCAAGUCAGGCGUAGUGAUGGUUUACAUUUACGUGGUGCGAAUAACGGCGCUCAUAUUAUAUAUUCCAACGAGUAUUGUAAAUACGUUUAUCAUCAUGUACCAUUCGAAAAAAUUCUAUCGAAUCAUUCGAAUGAACAUAUCUACGCAGCGGGAAAUGUUACUAUCGGACAAUGGACCGAUCGAAAUCGUCCCGAUGCAUUUUCGUCCGAUCUCUUACCAAAUCAUGAUCUAGCUGGUUUGUAUAUUCGUCGGGGUGGCAAAGCUGAUGAAGAUUCGUUUGGGCAUGAAUACGGUCGAUGGCGUGAUCUUUCGUAUUAUGUCAAAGGGCUUGUUGUUGAAGAAAAACGAUAUUUAAAUCAAUAUUUGCCAUGA
Adineta ricciae is the source of this 2298-nucleotide messenger RNA. NCBI's taxonomy places the organism in Eukaryota, Metazoa, Rotifera, Eurotatoria, Adinetida, Adinetidae. The record is from the annotation of a GenBank genome assembly.